Eublepharis macularius is the source of this 1502-nucleotide messenger RNA. It is a transcript of the gene GON7, whose product is annotated as GON7 subunit of KEOPS complex. The record is from RefSeq and is a predicted model, not a curated record. Gene Ontology annotation, cellular component: EKC/KEOPS complex. NCBI's taxonomy places the organism in Eukaryota, Metazoa, Chordata, Lepidosauria, Squamata, Eublepharidae. Bases 95 to 418 code for a protein of 107 amino acids. The transcript has 2 exons.
ACUUCGCCUCAGGUUAGCCUAAUGCUCUUCCGGGUCAGCGGGAGUGUGGCUGUUAGUCGGCCUCCGAUAGGUUGUUUGUUUUCAACGAGGGAAAAUGGAGCUCCGGGCAGAACUGACGAGCCGGGACGGGGUGAAGAGCCCGCUGCGAGUUUCUUGCCAGCCUCAAGGAAACCUGCGGGGCCUGCUGAACGGCCUGGUCCGGCUGAGAGAACAGGUGUCGGCGUUGCUCGAUCCUUUGGUGCAACAGGAGAGCAGCGGCGCUGCUGCCGCCAUCGGUGACCAGAGUCGGGCUGGAGGUGAGGGAGAAAGAGAUGAGGAGGAUAUAGAUGAAGAGGAUGAAGAUGAGGAAGAAAAUCAUAUUAAUGCCAAAGCACGUCCUGACGGGCCACCAUUAAAACGGACAAAAACUCACUCCUGAUAAGAACUGUACAUGGAAUUUGCUAAGAAUCGCUGGAAUACUUCUGUACUAUUUUGAUAACUAGAAAAAAGUCCUUUUAAUAUUUACUAUUAACAAAAUUCUCACAUAUAUUAUGUGCUUAUACAGUGUAAUAUGAUUUGAAAUGUGUAAAUAACUAAAAUGUUAUGUAUGCAAGAGUGGACAUGCAGUUUCAGAUGUUAAAUAUGUCGGCAUAUUUAACAAAAAAUAAUAGUUUUAAACACUUCUCAGCUUUAGGGUUUUGUAAUAAGCACCUCAAGUGAACUCUUAACAAGUAAUUGCGGUGAAGUAAUGGAUACAAAAAUUAACCUCUUUGCUUAAAUGCAGUUGUUUCCAUCUGGAGUUUGUUACAUGUACGCAGAGGCUUGUGUGUGUAUAAUGAAGCUUUCUUUGUUACUUUCCCAGCCCUAUAUUUUUAAUUUAACAGCUACAGAGAGUGUAAACCCCCCCUUUUUUGUACUGUGGUAUGAGUCACAAAAUCUUACUGCGGAUAAAAAUCUGGAAUUUGCCAUUUAUUAAAUCAUUUUUAUCCAACCUUUCUUGCUAUACAUAGCAAACUCAAGGCAGCUUACAAAUCAACUAAAACUGGCAGACGAAGUGAUUCAAAACCAUCAACUUCACACAGCGAAAACUGUCACCAACAAGCCAACGUUUUCCUUGACCAACUUAAUCAAUUGCUUCUUCAGACAAAGAACUGGGACUGGUUGCAAAAUGGACUCUGGCUUAGUUAACAAGAGAAUUGCCUGAACAGUAUUGUUGGUGAAAGGCAUUUAUACCAAUGUCUAAAUCAUGUUUGCAUUCUUGUGUUCCAUUAAGCUCAGAGGAACAAGUAUAAGAUUGUCCCUGUUUAUUGCUAGAACCCUGUAUGUUACACAAGGUCACAGUCCUGUACAGCUCUAUGUGGAAGUAAGUCCCAUGUUAAUCAAUAGGUCUUACUCCCAGGAAAGUGUCCUUAGGAUUGUAACCUCAGUGGCCUCUCUUUUUAAGUAAACGUUGAAGUUUAUCACUUCUAAUUGUACCAUGUAUGUAUAAAACGUAUCAAAGUAAAACUUCAAAGCUAAGUUAA